CCUGUCAGACAGAGCACAGGGCAAAGGCUAGCGUCCGACAUCCGUACUUCCGCUCUAGCCGUGGUUUUGAUAACAGCAUCCGUUAGCUCGGUCAUUUAAAACCGAUAGGUGAUUUUUCGCCUAUUAGAAAGUCACACUUUUCUGAUUUUUACUUCAGCAUUUUCCGUUUAAAACUUAUUGAAACUUUAAUGUAGAAAAUGUGAGUUUCGUGCAAGUUCCGCAAUUUAACUAGCUUUAGCUGCUAGCUUGUGUAGCCUGCCUCCCCGUCGUCUUCACAGAGUGUUAACGUCGAGCUGCUGUGCUUCAGUCUUAUGGCUCUGAUCCAAACGCCGAGAAGAACUGGUUAGCGUUGACACCGACUCGAUAGUUUGGAUUCAUUGACUGUUUCAGCUGUCAGGGGAGCUUCCUCCGUUGGUUCUACUCAGGCCAAGCUCCGCCUUCUCCCUGAGGCCGUUUUGAGCCACCAUGCUCACCUAGAGCCAGCCAGUGGGCCUGUGUCUUGCAACUAGAAUCCUCAGUGACCAUGUCCGAGAACCAAGCCAAUAACGUCCCUCUGAACAACAACAUUGGACCCAACAGGAUUCGAAACCCCAACAUCAACCAGAACCCCCUCAUCAAUGUCCGCGACCGCCUCUUCCACGCGCUGUUUUUCAAGAUGGCCGUUACCUAUGCCCGUCUCUUCCCUCCCUCUUUCAGGAGAGUUUUUGAGUUUUUUGUCCUCCUCAAGGCUCUCUUUGUCCUCUUCAUCCUGGCCUACAUCCACAUUGCCUUCUCUCGCUCACCGAUCAACUGUCUGGAGGCUGUGAGGGAGCGCUGGCCUCGCGAUGGCAUUCUGCGCGUGGAGAUCCAGCGAAACUCCAGCCGGGCCCCCGUCUUUCUGCAGAACCACGAUUCCACUGGUCUUCAAGAAGAGCUGGAGGCGCAGGAAGAAGCCGGAGGAGCAGUGGCGCAGCUCAGCCUGGCAGCUUUGAAGGAGGAGGAGGAGGAGGAUGAAGAGGAGAUGACUCUAGAGAUGUUUGACAACAGUUCGGUACAGUUUAAACUGGACAUCGAGCCUCGCCUGAAACCGUCGCUGACAGAAGGAGGAGCAGCAGGAGGUGCCAACGACAGCCAGGAUGUCUCCUUCAGCCAGACCUCUAAAGGUAUGCAGCCACUGCAGGAUUCAGUGUCUGAGCUGGAGAUGAUGACUCGAGCAGUGUGGCCUCAAGAGGAGUAUAUCGUAGAGUAUUCUCUGGAGUACGGCUUCCUGCGCCUUUCUCAGAGCACCAGACAGAGGUUGAACAUCCCCGUCAUGGUUGUCACUCUGGAUCCCAUAAAGGACGAGUGUUUUGGAGAUGGCUUCAGUCGCUUCCUGCUCGAUGAGUUUCUGGGCUACGAUGACAUUCUGAUGUCCAGUGUCAAAGCACUCGCUGAGAAUGAGGAAAACAAAGGUUUCCUGAGGAAUGUGGUGUCUGGAGAACAUUACCGCUUUGUCAGCAUGUGGAUGGCCAGAACCUCCUACCUGGCUGCUUUUGUCAUCAUGGUCAUAUUCACUCUAUCAGUCUCCAUGCUGCUCAGAUACUCUCAUCAUCAGAUCUUCGUCUUCAUCGUUGACCUCUUGCAGAUGCUGGAGAUGAACAUGACGAUUGCGUUCCCAGCAGCCCCUCUGCUGACUGUGAUCCUCGCGCUUGUUGGCAUGGAGGCCAUCAUGUCCGAGUUCUUCAAUGACACCACCACAGCCUUCUACAUCAUUCUCAUUGUUUGGCUUGCCGAUCAGUACGAUGCCAUUUGCUGCCACACCAACACCAGCAAGCGCCACUGGCUCAGGUUUUUCUACCUGUACCACUUCGCCUUCUACGCCUACCACUACCGCUUUAACGGCCAGUACAGCAGUCUUGCCCUGGUCACCUCUUGGCUCUUCAUCCAGCACUCAAUGAUCUACUUCUUCCACCAUUAUGAGCUUCCUGCCAUCAUGCAGCAGAUCCGGAUCCAGGAAAUGCUGUUGCAGAACCAGCAGGCGGGUCAGAACCAAACUGCUCUGCAGGACAACCUCAACAACAACAACAGAGCUGCUGCAGAGGGGGAUCCGGGGCCCGUCAACACCCCCCAGCCAGGAGCGGCCGACGCCGAUCAGACCGCGGGUCCCCGUCCUGACCCCGACCUCUCCCCCUCCACCUCAGUCACAGCAGCAAGCUCUGGGGAAGUUCGGUCCGAGUUGAACUGGGUCGCCCAAACCGCCGCCAUCAUCACGGAAGCUCUGUCAUCCUCGGUGGAGUCUGGAGGAGUGUCUGCAAGUCCAGGCACAGCAGAGGCUGAGGUCAGCGUGGUGGCAGAGUUCUGGAUGGGAGAAGCAGCAGCAGCAGCAGCAGCAGGAGGAGGAGGAGGAGCGGAAGAUCCAAACAUAGUUUCCAUAGGAAUCGAAUCUAAAACAGAAGCUGCUGCAGCUGGAGGCCUGCAGGGGACUCCCCCUCCAGAGACGGUGCCAUCAGGCCCGCUCCACUCUGACACAGACGCAGGAACUGACUGCAGCUGCAAAGCAGCCGAGCAGCAGAGCUCGUCACACAGCCCUUCCUGAGGAGCUGCCGCUGCUCUCCUGGAUGCUGCGGUGCCUCGGUUUGUCAGCUGAUGGCGCUGGUUGACGUUUCAUGUUGCACAAGAGACCACGCCUGCCACUGCAAACCGGAACAGCCAGAACUGCCUUCAAGUUAGAGUUUUAGACCAAAACGGAAUAAAUUAGUCGAGUACUCCCCACCCCGAAAUCAGCGCAGAAACUUUGGACACGACGGGCUGAGAACUGGACCGGUUUCUGUUCUUUCAUUUGGUUUUCCCUCAAAACGGAGGUGAGACCGCAGCUCAGUCCCAGAAGAUGACUUAUAAACUUUCCAAUGAAACCAGAAAUGUUGCGUCUUUUCCCAACAGAAGGUUAACUCCUGACGGAGGGAUCGAUCUGCUCUUCGAGUUCGGUAGAGACGACUCAGCAGCACACCAGUGACAUUUUCUUGAAUGUUUUUCUUGAUCAGAUGCUGUUCAUCUUAUGUAUAUUUAAUAAGUAGUAGAGGAAACUUUCCAGAGUGUUUGCUGUUUUUUGGCUUCACAUGACAACGAUCUGUAGUUAUCUAACCUCUAAGGCUGCAAAACAGUUUGUUGGCUGUAGUUUAAUCUGAAACUGGACAGCAGAUUAAACAUCCAAACUUCUCUAGAAAGCACUAAAACUUGGCUCGAAAGAUGAGAAUAAAGGCUCCAGAACCAUUUGUGAAAGGAGAACUUGCUGCUGAUGGGGAUUUUAAGGCGGUCGUUCGCUGAGUAAAGGUUAUUAUUUGUGCCAUAAAUAAUCUGGUGUCGAUUCAGGUCUUCUCUCUGAAAGGUGACGUGCUUGUGACUAUGGCGUUGUCAUCGGUCACGCCAAACUGAAGCUGAGGUGAAUAUAAAAUUCACUUUUAGAAAAAAGACUGGAUGUGUUAACUUAGUAGACACAAGCACAAACCUUCUCAAACAGGUCUGUGGACUGCUAGAUUGGUGUCAUAUCUGGAUGUUCUGGAAAAUGGGGAUUUGGAGAGAAACACUGCAUUUGGUGCAUCUAAAAAUGUAAUAAAAAAUACACCAGAGGACUCAUCACCCAGAGAUGAAGAAUGUGCAUCAUCUGAGCUCUGAAGAGGCUUUGAUGUGUGAUUACAUCUGUCAGACUCACCUCCAAAUAAAUCACUGCUCCUG
Molecule: messenger RNA, 3690 nt
Organism: Oryzias melastigma (Indian medaka)
Lineage: Eukaryota; Metazoa; Chordata; Actinopteri; Beloniformes; Adrianichthyidae
Gene: tmem259
Product: transmembrane protein 259
Exons: 12
Coding region: 524-2554 (676 amino acids)
Biological process (GO): response to endoplasmic reticulum stress; positive regulation of ERAD pathway
Cellular component (GO): endoplasmic reticulum
Source: RefSeq, a predicted model, not a curated record